Molecule: messenger RNA, 858 nt
Organism: Yarrowia lipolytica CLIB122
Lineage: Eukaryota; Fungi; Ascomycota; Dipodascomycetes; Dipodascales
Biological process (GO): phosphatidic acid biosynthetic process
Cellular component (GO): endoplasmic reticulum membrane
Molecular function (GO): ATP-dependent diacylglycerol kinase activity
Source: RefSeq, a predicted model, not a curated record
AUGUCUGCUGCAUCUACUGGAGCUAGCGCCACCAAGAGUGCGCCUGUUAGCAGAACCGCCCAGGGCACUCAGUCUACACCUGCUUCUCUCAAGAGCGAAACCAAGACUACCGAAACCAAUUCUAACAUCACCGACACCAACGGCGAAGACCUGUUGGCGUUCUGGCAUAAUGGCCGGUUUGGCGCCUUCUUCAAGAAACACGAAAUCCCCAGAAAGUUCCUCCACACCUCCAUCGGCUUCAUCACCCUAUGGCUGUACACCCAAGGCAUCAACCUGAACCAGGUCACUCCCGUUCUCGUGGUGAUGGCAUUGUUCAUCGGCACCUUUGACUUCCUGCGUCUCAGAAACAAGGCCCUCAACAAGGCCUACUGCAAAGUCAUGGGAGCUCUGAUGCGAGAGUCCGAGAUUAACGGCGUGAACGGAACCAUCUGGUACCUGCUUGGCCUCAUUCUGGUCUUCUCGUUCGCCUCUAAGGAUGUUGCUCUUAUGGCUGUUCUUCUGCUCUCCUGGGCUGAUACCGCAGCCUCUUCCGUCGGCCGGGCUUAUGGAUACCUCACUCCGAAGUACAAGAACAAGUCGCUGGCUGGUUUUAUGGGCGCCUUCAUUGCCUCUGAGAUCGCAUGUCUCUUUCUAUACGGCAUCAUCAUCCCCAAGUACGGCGCUGAAGUCGACACGCCCGGCCAGAUCACCUGGUCCAAGCAGUCUUCUCGACUUACUCUGGGAGUCUUGACAGCCAUGUCUGGUCUCGUCGGAGCCGUUUCCGAGUCCAUUGAUGUGUUCGGAAUCGACGACAACUUCACCAUUCCCGUCCUCUCGGCGCUCUUCCUUACUGGUCUGCUGGACAUCUUCAAGAAGUAA